Molecule: messenger RNA, 390 nt
Organism: Vicia villosa (hairy vetch)
Lineage: Eukaryota; Viridiplantae; Streptophyta; Magnoliopsida; Fabales; Fabaceae
Product: auxin-responsive protein SAUR21-like
Exons: 1
Coding region: 27-329 (100 amino acids)
Biological process (GO): response to auxin
Source: RefSeq, a predicted model, not a curated record
UUGUUAUCAACUUCUCAUAGAAAAUAAUGGCGUUCCACUUGCCAUUGAUAAUGCAAGCUAAGAAGCAUAUCCUCCGCCGCACACUUUCAAAAGGUAAAAAAGUGUUGUCAGGUGAUAGUAAUAUACCAAAAGGGUAUUUGGCAGUAUAUGUUGGAGAAGAGAAAAAGAAGAGAUUUGUGGUUCCAAUAUCAUAUUUGCAUCAACCUGCUUUUCAACAAUUUCUUUGUAAAGCUGAAGAGGAAUUUGGAUUUGAUCAUCCAAUGGGUGGUCUCACCAUUCUUUGCAAAGAAGAGAUCUUUGUUAAUGCAACUUCUCAAUUGGAAAGUUAAUCACAACAGUAAACUCAAAUUCUUUUCUCCAUUGAUUUUCUAGAUACAUGCAAAUGAAAAU